AUGAGGCUGCGCCCUGAUGGCCGGGCGCUGGGAGCUGCGCUGCCUCCGGUGCUGCUGCUGCUGCUGCUGCUGCCCCCGCCGCCGCCACUGCCGGGGCGCCUGUGGGCGGCAGGCACCCCCGCACCGGCCGCGCCCGGGGCCCCGCAGGAAGGCGCGCUGGGCACCGGCCGUGUGAAGCGGGGCUGGGUGUGGAACCAGUUCUUCGUGGUGGAGGAGUACACGGGCACCGAGCCCCUCUACGUGGGCAAGAUCCACUCGGACUCCGACGAGGGGGACGGGGCCAUCAAGUACACCAUCUCCGGCGAGGGCGCGGGCACCAUCUUCCUGAUCGACGAGCUGACGGGUGACAUCCAUGCCAUGGAGCGGCUGGACCGUGAGCAGAAAACCUUCUACACGCUGCGGGCCCAGGCUCGGGACCGUGCCACCAACCGUCUGCUGGAACCCGAAUCGGAAUUCAUCAUCAAGGUGCAGGACAUCAACGACAGCGAGCCCCGCUUCCUGCACGGCCCCUACAUUGGCAGUGUGGCCGAGCUCUCCCCCACAGGCGUGAUCCGGACCGCGGUGCCCGACCUCGACCGUGAGAGCCAGGAGCGCUACGAGGUGGUGAUCCAGGCCACGGACAUGGCGGGCCAGCUGGGCGGCCUCUCGGGCUCCACCACCGUCACCAUCGUGGUCACCGACGUCAAUGACAACCCGCCCCGCUUCCCGCAGAAGAUGUACCAGUUCAGCAUUAAGGAGUCGGCCCCCAUCGGCACCGCCGUGGGACGCGUGAAGGCCGAGGAUUCGGACGUGGGUGAGAACACGGACAUGACUUAUCACCUCAAAGAGGAGAGCGGCACCGGCGGCCACGUGUUCAAGGUCAUCACGGACAGCGACACGCAGGAGGCCAUCAUCGUGGUGCAGAAGAGCCUGGACUUCGAGUCCCAGCCGGUGCACACGGUGGUGCUGGAGGCGCUCAACAAGUUCGUGGACCCCCGCUUCGCCGACCUGGGCACCUUCCGCGACCAGGCGAUCGUGCGCGUGACGGUGACCGACGUGGACGAGCCCCCCGAGUUCCGGCCGCCCUCCGGCCUCCUGGAGGUGCAGGAGGACGCGCAGGUGGGCUCCCUGGUCGGCGUGGUGACUGCGCGGGACCCCGACGUCGCCAACCGGCCCGUCCGGUAUGCCAUCGACCGAGACUCGGAUUUGGACCAGAUCUUUGAUAUCGAUGCAGACACAGGUGCCAUUGUGACGGGCAAGGGACUGGACCGUGAGACCGCCGGCUGGCACAACAUCACGGUGCUGGCCAUGGAGGCAGACAAUCAUGCCCAGCUCUCCCGGGCAUCCCUAAGGAUCCGAAUCCUGGAUGUGAAUGACAAUCCCCCAGAACUGGCCACUCCCUACGAGGCAGCCGUGUGUGAGGACGCCAAGCCAGGCCAGCUCAUCCAGACCAUCAGUGUGGUGGACAGAGACGAGCCCCAGGGCGGGCACCGCUUCUAUUUCCGCCUGGUGCCUGAAGCUCCCAGCAACCCUCACUUCUCUCUGCUCGACAUUCAAGACAACACCGCAGCAGUGCACACGCAGCACCUGGGCUUCAACCGGCAGGAGCAGGACGUGUUCUUCCUGCCCAUCCUGGUGGUGGACAGCGGGCCGCCCACGCUCAGCAGCACGGGCACGCUCACCAUCCGCAUCUGCGGCUGCGACAGCUCCGGCGCCAUCCAGUCCUGCAACACCACGGCCUUCGUCAUGGCCGCCUCCCUCAGCCCCGGGGCCCUCAUCGCCCUGCUGGUCUGUGUCCUCAUUCUCGUAGUGCUGGUGCUGCUGAUCCUCACCCUCCGGCGCCACCACAAGAGCCACCUGAGCUCCGAGGAGGACGAGGACAUGCGGGACAACGUCAUCAAAUACAACGACGAGGGGGGCGGCGAGCAGGACACCGAGGCCUACGACAUGUCGGCCCUGCGGAGCCUGUACGACUUUGGAGAGCUCAAGGGCGGCGGCGGGGGCGACGGGGGCGGCGGGGGCCCGGGCGGAGGCAGCCCCCCGCCCUGCCUGCCCCCCUCCGAGCGCCACCCGCUCCCGCAGGGGCCACCCAGCCCGCAGCCGGACUUCUCGGUGUUCAGGGACUUCAUCAGCCGCAAGGUGGCGCUGGCGGACGGGGACCUGUCGGUGCCGCCCUACGACGCCUUCCAGACCUACGCCUUCGAGGGCGCGGACUCGCCCGCGGGCUCGCUCAGCUCGCUGCACAGCGGCUCGUCGGGCUCCGAGCAGGACUUCGCCUAUCUCCGCGGCUGGGGCCCGCGCUUCCGGCCCCUGGCCGCGCUCUACGCCGGCCACCGCGCCGACGACCAGGCCCCGGCCUCCUAG
Molecule: messenger RNA, 2343 nt
Organism: Pipistrellus nathusii (Nathusius's pipistrelle)
Lineage: Eukaryota; Metazoa; Chordata; Mammalia; Chiroptera; Vespertilionidae
Source: the annotation of a GenBank genome assembly